Saccoglossus kowalevskii is the source of this 2409-nucleotide messenger RNA. Its product is annotated as GDH/6PGL endoplasmic bifunctional protein. Gene Ontology annotation, biological process: pentose-phosphate shunt; pentose-phosphate shunt, oxidative branch; glucose metabolic process. Gene Ontology annotation, molecular function: NADP binding; glucose-6-phosphate dehydrogenase activity; 6-phosphogluconolactonase activity. Gene Ontology annotation, cellular component: endoplasmic reticulum. The record is from RefSeq and is a predicted model, not a curated record. Lineage: Eukaryota; Metazoa; Hemichordata; Enteropneusta; Harrimaniidae.
AUGGAAAUGAGGUCAUUAUUCGGAUUCUUGUUGGCUUUAGUGAUUGUGGUUUCCUCGCCUUACUCUGCAACAACUGAAGUACUCUAUAGUAACAUUAUUCUUGUUGGAGCCACAGGAGAUCUAGCCAAGAAAUAUCUAUGGCAAGGAAUGUUUAAUCUUUUUCUAGAAAAGUCCAGUAAUGACCACAUUUUCCAUUUCUACGGUUCUGGAAGAACUCCACAAGAAACUGCCGGACCAGCUCUACAGAAAAUCCUGGAGGAAAAUGUAAAAUGUGAUAAUAUAGAUAGAGAUGAUUGCAGUGUUAGGAGAAGACAGUUUAUUGAGUCCACGGAGUACCAUCAGUUGAAAAGUGCAGACCAUUAUGUGAGCUUAACUAUAAAAAUAGAGAAAGCACUGAAUGCAUUGAAAGUUAAUGAAACUGGAACUUUAGCUUUUCUGUCUGUGCCACCAUUUACAUAUGCAGAUAUUGUUAAUAAUCUUCAUGAAGAAUGUCGGCCACCGGAUUCCUGGUUCAGAGUGGUAUUAGAAAAACCAUUUGGACAUGACACAGAAUCAGCAGAGAAGUUGUCCCGAGAUAUUGCGACUAGUUUAAAGGAAGAUGAAAUCUAUAGAAUUGAUCAUUAUCUAGGAAAGCCAGGUGUCCAGCAAAUAAUGCCAUUUAGAUUUGAUAACAAAGAUAAAUAUGACCAGAUAUGGAAUAAAGAUCAUAUUGAGAGAGUAGAAAUUGUUAUGAAAGAAACACUUGAUUGUAAAGGUCGAAUGAACUACUAUGAUGAGUAUGGUGUCAUCCGAGAUGUUAUCCAGAACCACCUUACAGAGAUUCUCAUCCUUAUUGCCAUGGAAACACCAUCUAACUUAACUGACAGAGCCGAACACCAUCGUAAAAAACUGCAUCUUCUGAAGCAUGUCAAAUCACUUGGGUCCGAUAGUUGUGUGAUUGGUCAGUACACCAACUAUAAUACCCAAGUUAAAGAUGAGCUCAAGAAGGACGAUGACUUUCAGAGUGUUACUCCGACAUUUGCAACGGUUGCCAUGGAGAUAAAUAACCCUAGAUGGAAAGGCGUUCCAUUUAUUUUAAUGUCUGGUAAAAUGAUGGAUGAAAAGAGUGGGUAUGUUCGAGUGGUAUUUAAACAAAAUAUCCUCUGUGGCUCAGUACCAGCAAACGAAUUCAACUCGUGCUACCCAAGACAAAUUGUCUUUGUAACUGGUAAUUCUGAUACAAAGCACCCCAUUUUACUUGUGUCUAAGAGUCUCCCAGAACCUAAUGUACGUGAUAACUUGAAAGCUAGUAAUCUUGAGUCGAGUGCAGACGUUUUUGGUCUCAAAAAAUCUGACUAUUUUUCUUAUAAUUUGGUGGAAAGCCAAGAUGCAUACAGUAAUCUGAUAACAGCCGCGUACGAGGGUCGCAGGGAUUCAUUUGUCGGCACAGAGGAUUUAAUAGCUUCAUGGAAAAUAUGGACGCCAUUAUUACAAAGCAUCAAGAAGAAAAAACCAAGGUUAUACCCAGGAGGGAAGUCAAAUUCUGAUUGGUUGAAUGUUGUAACACUCGGUAAUAAAAUAGAAUAUUUAUACGGUGUCAAUGUAAUUGAUUUUCCUCCAGAUUCGGUGAACACUAAAACCAUCCCAUCACAUUACCGGUCUCAGCCUUUACGCACCGGUAAUUUAAAUCAAGUGAUUAAGAAGUUGGCAGAUGAUAUUGAAGUGCUUGCUAAAGAAUCAGUUGAACUUAAUGGCGUGUUUCACAUGGCUUUAUCAGGUGGUAAUACACCUAACAAGCUCUUAACCCAUUUGGUUCUUCACUCUGAUGCGUUUCCAUGGCACCACACUCAUGUCUGGCAAGUGGAUGAAAGAUGUGUUGAUUUGAAGAGUAAUUUGUUGAAUUUCAACCACAUCAAUGAGAAUCUAUUGCAAUAUGUGCCUGUGCCAUUACAUAACAUCCAUUCCAUGCCGGUUGAUCUUGUCAAGAAUGAAUAUGAACCGGGUAAAGACUUGGGAAGUGCUGUUUACGGAGCAGAAAUUGAAAAUAUUGUUCCCAAUGAAUCAAUGGAUCUUAUUCUGCUUGGAGUUGGCACUGAUGGCCAUACUGCAUCUUUGUUUCCACGACAAUCAAGUAAUAAUGUAGAUAAAACAGAAAGAGAGUACAAAGAGGAGGAAGACAAGCUUGAAAAUGACCUUGUAGCAUUGGUCAACAAUGGACCAGAAGAUGUAUCACCUAAAAGAAUGACAAUGACAUUGGAUUUAAUCAAUAAAUCCAAGAAUGUAGCUGUAUUGGUGACAGGUGGUGGCAAAAAGAAUAUAGUGUCUGUGUUAAAGGAUGCUGUUAAAGACAGCAGUAAAUGGCCAAUCACAGGUGUGGAGUUAGUGGAUGGUGACAUGGCUUGGUAUAUUGACCAUGAUGCAUUGCUGUAA